AUGGCUGCCAACCUCUUCCUGCCCUCUGCCGAUCCUACCAACUUCGCUGAGUUCGGUCUGCCCUGCGAUCCCGAUAACACGAAGUCCAUGAUGGACGAGAAGGAUAUGACAGACCAGCAGAAGUUCGUCCUCUCCCAAGUGCGCGACUGGAUGGCCUUGCACCGCGCCCUCCUCCGUGGCGAGGGAUUCUACGAGUGGAUGUCCAAGCCUGCUCCUCGGCCGAUCGAAGAGGCUCUAGAGGCUAUGACAAUUGAGGACGCUGCGCCAACUCUGCGUUCGCUACCGGUCGUCAACUUCUUGGAGGAUGCCGAUGAGGCUUAUGCCAACGCCAUCGUCGACGAGGCACUUCCCCAAGAUCGAGAUCGUUUCCGCUAUUAUCUCGAGAACCGCCCUCUUGGUCUUGGCAUCAUCACCGCCGGCCCAGGUUUUGGCAAGACCACCGCUGGAGCUGCUGCUAUCCUUGCAAUGCAGUCGCAGUACGGCCGAGUCUUCUGCUCAGCGCCCACGAACGUCGCUGUCAACAACGUCGCUGUCCGAAUCGACCUACGAAGUCGUGCAGUUACCGAGCGAUGCAAUGUAGGCAAGCAGGUCGGCGGCCCAACUGAGCGCGUCCGUCGUCGGCUGGUUGUUCGUUGCUACAAGGACAAGCACGAGGAGGAAGCCUUCCGUUCCAUUCUGGAGGAUACCUCGCUGGGUGAUGGUGCAGCUCCCGUCCUAAAAGGACGCCGUCUGUCUCCUUGGAGACUACAGCAGUCGAGCACCUACUGGCUCCUUAUCCUGCUUCGUUCGCCUGCGGUCAGGCCCCUCCAUCAAGACGAUGCCGCAAUCCUGCAUCGCUGGCAGCAGGCUAUCGACAAGGACGACGGCCUCUUUGCUCUCCGGGCUGUCGCAACAAGAGAGAUGUCCUGGAAGGACUUCUUAAGGAGCAAGGAAUUUAGCGACUGUAUGGAGUCGGCCAACGGCUAUCUCAAGGACUUCCCACGUGUUGCCGAUAUCCUCUGUGCAACGCCUGCCGCCUCGGAGAACGAUAAGCGUGUCCACGGGUUCAAGCUGAGGGCAGGCGCUGUUGCGGUCGACGAAGCAGCCAAUAUGACGAGAGCCGACCUCCUCUGUGUCUGGGGCAAUACCCUGUCGCCUUGUUUCGUAUUUGGCGACCCUAAGCAACUCCCGCCCGCGGUCAUAAUGCUGAACGAUACCUGGCCCAAGAAGGACAAGAACAGCCCGCCGGAGUUUAUCAACCGGUUUGGCCUUGAUGGCAAGAUCUCGGCUCUUGAGUACCUCCAAGGUUCCGGUAUACCAACAUACCGGCUCAAGAUGCAGCUUCGCAUGGCCCAGGGCAUGUUUGACACCGUCUCAAGUGUCAUUUAUCCUGAUGUCCCGUUCGUGUACGACGAGUCGCGGAGCAUCACCUUCUCCGAGUUCAAGAUCGGUCAUGAUCUUGAGUCUUUUACGCGGGCCCGGUACCCAGACCUCGCCGCUUCAGCAUCGGGCACCCUAACGCCCAUCUUCAUCCAUUGCGAAGGCGCAAGGGUCAUCAGGGACAUGACGUCCGGGGCCAAGUGGAGCUUUGGUCAGGUCGAAGUUGCCCUGGACUUCAUCCUGGAUUUGGUCGUCGACAAGAAGAUCGAUCCCGCCCGCAUCUCGGUAAUCGCCCCAUACCCGGCCAACGUUAACCUCAUCAACGGGGUACGAAGACGGUCUAAGUAUGCGACUGCUUUGGAAAAGCUGCCUAGGGCUGCAACCAUCGACUCGUCCCAGGGCCAAGAGAACGACCUCGUUGUUGCAGUUGUUGGUACAGACGAAGCCUCGGGUCCUGGCUUCACGGCUGACCCGCAACGACUCAAUGUCAUGCUCACCCGAGCAAAGAGUGGGCUCGUUCUGGUCGGUAACAUCCAUGUUGCCGAUGCUGUUCCCAAGGUCGUUGAGAAGAAGGGCAAGAAGGGCAAGGAGAAGGAGCCUACCUUCGAGGUCAUCACCAUUGGUGGUGCCAAGGCCAUCAUCAAGGCCCCUGAGCUGCGCAAGUUCUACAAAGGACUUCAUGAUAGCGGCCGGGUUGCUCGCGUCGUCGUUAAGAACAAGAUCAAGGACAGGGGCAAGGGCAAGGAGGAAGAGGUCAAGGAGGAAGAGAUCAAGGCGACAGAGGCCUCAGAGGAGGCGCUUCCCGUGGAGGAAGAAUAG
This is a messenger RNA of Fusarium odoratissimum NRRL 54006, 2178 nucleotides long. RefSeq lists its product as uncharacterized. The record is from RefSeq and is a predicted model, not a curated record. Gene Ontology annotation, molecular function: 5'-3' DNA helicase activity. Lineage: Eukaryota; Fungi; Ascomycota; Sordariomycetes; Hypocreales; Nectriaceae. The coding region runs from base 1 to 2178 and encodes 725 amino acids. The transcript has 2 exons.